UUCAGGUCAUUAUUAUCAACAACAUAGCCUACACAUUAUCAUUAUUUGUGUGAUAAUUUCAGUAAAAACAGUCAUAAUUUUAAAUUGGGGCGACUCAGAAAUGAUUGAUUUUUAAUUUCUCCAUCAUUAAGGGUGCUCAUUUACAGCAAUAUGGUGUUUGUAUAUAUGAGAAUAAAAAUCUGUUUUUAAAUGCUUAUUCGCCUGUGAAUAAUGUGCCAUUUUUGUUCUUUAUUCUCUCAAUCUGAUAUUAUUGAUUUUCCACUUGACAUCUGUUAUAUAUUGUCAUAAUUUGGACAAAAAUAUAAUGAAAUAUGAGCAUAUUUCAGUGAUAGCUUUAUCUAUACCUAUCUCAUUAUAUUAUAAAAUAGAGAAAAUCAUAACACUUGAGCAAUAACAAAUUGUGGUUCAAUUGAGAUUCAAAGGAUCUAUUCGACAAUAAUACACACUUAGAAAAUAUAGGAUUGUGGCGGUCAUUAUCUUCUAGCGACUAUAUGAUCAUAAGAAUACUUGUCAACAAUAUUCAAUCCUCAAUGGCGUCACAAAGGAAAACAAAAUAAAGGAGGUAACACUAUCUUGUUUGGCAAAUAUCUUUGUUGUUAAUUCAUACAAUUUGGUACAAAGAAAACCAAGAGAACAAAAAUACAAGUAUUCAAAAACAAUAGUCGUGCGUAUGGGCGGGCAUCUAGUAACAGACCUUUAAUCACUAAGGUGGAGAAGUUGUGGAUUUUCAUCAUAAGAAGACUACAGGUGCAAACAAGAUGAAUCUUAUUAAAUAAAGGAUAAUUGGCUUAUUCUAUCAUUAUAGCACUGUGUAAAUUGAGUAUAAAACAAUAAAAUUUGGGAAAGCACAAUACUGAGUAUUUCAACGAAUAGGCAAUCAUAUAAAUACAAAUCUUUUCUAUCCUAUGUAUUAGAACCAUAUGUACUUUUUUGUCUUUGACAUAAGUUGUAAUAACAAAAUCUUUAAAUUUAUUUGACAUACCGAAUUAAACCCAUGUUUUACUAAAGCAAAAAUAUAAAAAUUUAAAUACUAAAGCUGUAGUUGAUGUGAAAAGUUAAAUGAAGAUGAGUCGAGCUUUGUCAAGCUACAACCUUACUGGGUAUUGUAAAUAUAGGAUCAAAAUUACACCACAAGGAAAAGCAGAAAAGAAAAAUAAUCUUGUAUUUGUUUAACCAACAGAUUUUAAUUUGAGAAUGUGUAGUAUUACAACCUGAGAAGAGUUUGUUACUCGAGACAUUCUCUCUAUCAGAACAUUGUUUAUGGAUAAACAUUGAUGAUCCAUUCCAAAAUGUCAGAAAAAAAUGAAGAUAGCAAAUGUGAAAAUGACAACAAAGGAUCGAGUUCUGAAAGCGAGAGGAGCACAGCCUUUGAUCCUGAUGUAAUAACAGAAGAUGACAUUGAAAAAAUUUGGCUGAAAAUGAAUCAACAGUCAGCUAAAGAAAAGAAACGAAAGAAGAAGUUGAAUAUUGGAUUGAGUUCUACUGAUACCACGCCUACAACAGACUAUAACAGAAUGUAUAUACCCCUCCAACCAGAAAGUUUGAAAGACGUUUUGAAAUCGAUAAAGAAAAAGCAAAAAUGGACGAAACCUUAAGAAUGAAAAAAGUUAAACCAAAGACAUAUUUAACACAAGUGAUUCUGUAUGAAAAUGUCAGUCAUGAUAGAUUGCUUGAUCAAAAGUUAGGUCAAUUAAAACAUCGACAUAGAGUUAUAGAAAAGAAAAUCAAAAGAAAGCGAGAAUCAUUUGUACAACAAUUGGAGAAUAAACAAAAUGAGUGGACAAAAUUGGAUGCAAGAGUAAUACAAAAGUUUGAGCCAGAGAAUAUGCCAGAUCUCAGUUUCAAGUUUGGUCGGCUUUAUCACAGUGCAAAUUAUCCAUAUCAAGCAGCCAUCAAUGCGUUAAGAGGAAUUCCAUCAGAGAAGUCAAAUCACACAAGAAAACCACAAGUACUUCCCCAAAUUACAAGAAAGAAGAAUAGAAAAGAGAGUAUACCAAGUGAUUCCGAAAGUGGAUCUAGUAAUGUUUUCAUUACAAAACUGCCAAAGAAAAGCUUGGACAAGAAAGAGGAAUCAAUGAAAUCUUCAGAAGAUCCAAAUCCCAAACUUGAAGAAGUGAACACAUCGUGGGAAAAACUGAACGAAAUUCAACCAGCUUUUGGGAGUACAAGACCUAAUGCCAUCAACAAGAAAGAACUUCCACCUGUUAGGGGUAGAAGGCCACAAAAAAUUCCUCCAAUAGAAAAGAAUUGGCUUGAGGAUUCAAGAUAUGUUACACUAACAUCAUUACUUGGUCCAAGAUUCAGUCCAAGCAAGAAAUUUCGAAGGCAUGACUUGCCAUCCGCUAACCUUGCCUGGUGAUAUAGCGACAUGGCCAAGUUAAAAUUGUUUUAAACUAUACUCAAGUAAACUGGUACAUCUCACUAAAAUAUCAUCUAUAAUGAAAAGUAUGCAGACUAAUUUACUAUCACAGAUUAUUAUUGCCAUAUGAUGUUCAGGGAUUAAUUAACCUAAUUUUUAUUGUUUUACUUUUUCACGUUGACAUGAAGUCUGCAUGGAAAAAUCUGUUUUCAGAUAGAAUUAUCAAUAUUGUGAAUUAAUGCAACAUUUUCAAAUGUUGUGAUCAUUCAAAAUACUAUGCCUACAUACACACUACCCACACUAAACCUCUGGUGCAAUCAGUGACAAGAAAGAAAAGGUACUACCUUGCUGAAUAAAAUCGAAAAUAUGGUACAUUUAAAUUUAAAUAUCUAUUCUUCAAAUCGCUGUUCAAAAACUGAAUUCCAUAUUUUAUGGACCAUAAGGCACACUGGCGGACUGUCAAUAAAUUGCUUAAAUUAGGUUUUUAUUCAUACAUAGGGCGCACUAGGCUACAAGACGCAACAGUUCUUACAGCAAAACUGGUACCGCUAUUGAGUGUGGGCAAUAAAGUAUGAAGCACCUCCUAAUCCAUACAUUAGGCGCACCGACUUACAAUCGAAUUUUUAAAAAAAAAUACUUUAAGUGCGCCAUAUGGUCCGUGAAAUACGGUAAGUUUAUUAAGUUUUGGUUCUUGACAUAAGUUUAGUCAUAAGUUACAUUUUUUUUGAUGGUAUAAUGACGUAUAAUGACUAUAAUAAAAUCUUUUACAUUGCAAUAAUUUAACAUCAAUUUAGCAUGUUGCACCAAAAAGUAAUACAUUUCUGAGAUGUUUCACUGAAUAGUAAAAUGAUGCAAUGGUUAUGUUAUCUGAUAUUUCAUAUGAAAAUAUAACAUCUACUUGUUUUAUGAUCAGUUUAUGAUUUAUAUUUAUGAAGUAUCUAUAUCUUUACUUUUCAAAUUCUACAUUUUACAAGUACUAUUUUACUAAAUUGUACCAUUGUACAUUUGUACUAUUUAUUGCAUUUUGAGUUGGAAAUGGGAUUGUCAUUAGACUGCACAGGGCUUCAACCCUAACAUCUCCAAUAUAUGAAGAUUGAAUGAAUAAAUAUAAUUCUCAACUAUAAGCCAUCAACACGUUAUGUGAGGGUUAAGCUCUUCUUUUUACUGAGAUUUUUUAUGUGACUUUCUCAUAAUAGAUUUGUGAUGCUUUUUGUGAUUAUCUAUGUGACUUAUUUUAAUUCAUUUUCCUGUUUUGCAACAGUAAAUUGAACAUUUCUUUAAAAAACAGGGGAUAAAUUAGUCAAAUUUUAUAAUUGAGUAAAUUACAGUAUUACUAUCUGUUUCCUAAUAUUGAAAGCAGAAUUAGUUUAUUAUACAAUGUGUUUUAUGUGGAUCCAAAGUUAACUAAGUGAAGUCAAGUCAUUGGUGCUCAUAUUAUGGAUAUGCUAAAUAAUGUAUAAGUGCUGUCUGAUGACCUGGAACAUGUUCCAAUGGAGCAACAUGAACAACAACUUGCCACCAUAUAUUGAUUACGGUAUGCCUAACUAUACUUGCUCGACGGUGUGGCGCAUCGUGGCGCAAGCGUUCCUCCACCAUGAAGUCCAUGUUUCCAAAAACCAAUAACUGGCUA
Messenger RNA from Styela clava, 3989 nucleotides. RefSeq lists its product as uncharacterized. The record is from RefSeq and is a predicted model, not a curated record. NCBI's taxonomy places the organism in Eukaryota, Metazoa, Chordata, Ascidiacea, Stolidobranchia, Styelidae.